This is a messenger RNA of Pleurotus ostreatus (oyster mushroom), 1836 nucleotides long. RefSeq lists its product as uncharacterized. The transcript is spliced from 13 exons. Bases 1 to 1836 code for a protein of 611 amino acids. Lineage: Eukaryota; Fungi; Basidiomycota; Agaricomycetes; Agaricales; Pleurotaceae. The record is from RefSeq and is a predicted model, not a curated record.
AUGAAGCUUUCAGUUUCGUUGCUCGCACCCACAUUCCUUUUUUCCCUACUAGUCCUCGCAGCGCCUGGCCUUCCUCGCUCUUCUGGUUUGACUCCCCGAGCUUUUGUCUCAGGUACAUGGGGUCUCGUCCAGGAAGGCACCACUGGUGUCAGUGCCCAACAAAUGGUCAUCGUUUCCGAAACCAAGGCCAUCAUCUUUGAUAAAGUAGAGCGCAACCCGUUGAUGGUGAAUGGACACGCCGCCUGGGCUGCGGAGAUUGACCUACCCUCGAGAACUGUCCGCCCUCUUAAUCCAAUCACCAACACCUGGUGCGCUACUGGAAGCUUCCUCGGCAACGGCACAUUCAUCAACUCGGGUGGCAACCCAAUGGUUGGUGCUGGUGCCAAUGGUUUGCAAGGUCUUCGCAUGUUUAACCCAUGCGAUGAUGGAACCUGUGAUAUUAUGGAGAACACUCGGCGCAUUCGUCUCACUUCAAAUCGUUGGUAUCCUUCUUCCGCCAGGCUUGAAGAUGGCUCUGUCAUGAUUCUAGGGGGCUCCGUAUCUGGAGGGUUUAUCAAUGGUGCCGGUGUCAAUAACCCUACUUAUGAAUUCUUCCCGCCCAAAAAUAUAAACGGCUUCAACGGUCUCCGGAUUCCUAGCCAGUUCAUGGUCGACACACUCAACGGCAACCAUUUCCCAAACAUGCACGUUCUUCCCGACGGCCGAAUCUUCGUCUCAGCCAACCAGCAAGCAAUGAUCCUUGACUGGAAGACAAACACUGAGACCCGUCUCCCCGGAAUCCCCAAUGGUGUACGCAUCAGCUCUCCUUUCUCCGCAGGCGCCGUUCUCCUCCCCCUUACACCCGCGAACAACUUUACCCCGGAAAUCAUGAUUUGCGGUGGAUCGACAGUUUCAGACCGCGUCAAUCCCAGCACAUUGUCAUCUCAGACGCCCGCGUCAGAUCAAUGCGCCCGAUUGGUGUUGACGACCGCUGGUAUAGCCGCUGGAUGGAAGGUAGAGAGGAUGCCCCAAACCCGGAUUUUCGUCGAAUUGGUUCUGUUGCCCGAUGGUCGCGUGCUGUUGGUCAAUGGUGCGAGGACUGGUGUGGCUGGAUACGGUAACGUCGGCGACCAAAUCGGCCAAAGCAAUGCAGACAACCCAACUCUCACUCCAGUUGUGUACGAUCCCAACGCGCCGGCUGGACAAAGAUUCUCGUCCGACGGUAUCCCUGCAUCAACCAUCCCCAGAAUGUACCACUCGACCUCUUCGCUCACUCCCAACGGUACUAUAUUGGUUGCUGGAUCCAAUCCUAAUGACGACUUCUCUACUGCUAAGUACCCUACGGAAUACAGGAUGGAAUUUUUCUCUCCGCCCUACAUGUUCCGACCCCGCCCAACCUAUACCGGGCUUCCUGCUACGGUCAACUUUGGCACUUCUUUCACUCUUAACGUAGUGCUUCCAUCGACAGCUACCAGUGUUGUUGUAAACAUUAUCGACCUGGGAUUCGCGACACACGGUGUUCACAUGGACCAGCGACUCGUUCAACUGCAAGCCACUCUUUCCCCAGACAGGAGGUCUCUCCGUGUUACUGCGCCUGCUAACGGUCGUAUCUAUCCUCCCGGACCUGCAUUCGUGUACGUGGUUACGAACGAAGGUGUACCCAGCUUUGGACACAAGACGAUCAUCGGGACGGGAGCUUCGCCUCCUGUCAACCAAGCUGCGAUCAACAAUAUGCUCGCCAACACAUCUGGCCCCGCGGCCGUGGCGAAGGCACAGGCAGUCCCGUCGCCAACCUCAGGCGAAGGAAGCCACGUUGCCAGUGAAGUCAUUCCUGCCCCCGAGCAACCGACCGCCUAA